CGGUUCAGGGGCCGCGGCGACAGUAUUCAUCAGUCAGCAUGGGACUUCAAAGGGUGAAUCAGUUCUUGGCAUGGGCAUCUCUCUCCCUCCUCGUCUCUGCUCAAUGCCCCUUGUAUCAGAACUAUGCAAAUAAGCGGCAUGAGCCUCUAUCCUCGGGCCGUUACAACCUUUCCUAUGCCAGACCAGUACCGGAUUGCAGGACAUUCCACUCCCCGGAGCUGGAGGACACCUUGAAAAGAUUGAAAGACGUGAUUACGGAUCCGGAUUUAUAUCGACUUUUCGAAAAUACAUGGCCAAGCACUCUGGAUACUACGAUUGCAUGGAGAGGAUAUGCUGCUCCACCCAGUUUACCAGAGGAGGUUGAAGGAGCAGAAGGAGGGGAAGGGGUGACGAAACGAGAUGCGGAAGAGAAGGAAGAACUCAGCUUCAUCAUCACUGGCGACAUCGAAGCAAUGUGGUUGCGAGAUUCCGCGAACCAGCUCCAGGCGUACACCUCCAUCUUGAAACCCAGCACGGACUUCUCAUCGCUGGCCUCUGUAUUCCGAGGCGCCAUCAACCUGCAAGCAAGAUAUAUCCUGGAAGCGCCGUUUUGUAACGCCUUUCAGGCACCCGUGGAGAGCAAUAUCACGCGUAAGAGCUCCGAGAAUUCGGAUCGUAUCAGUCCCUCGUUCGAUUUCAUGAAGGUGUUUUCAUGCCAGUGGGAACUUGAUUCCGUCGCUUCUUUCCUGCAGCUCAGCGACGAUUAUGUCACUGCUACUGGGGACUAUGAGUUCUUCUCAAAGUGGAAGUGGAAAGAGGCGGUCAAGAAAGUGCUUGAAACCGCAGAGAGCAUGAUGAUAGACAGCUACAACGAAGCAGGCGAAUGGCAGCAUACACCGUAUACCUACUGCGCUCCCUACGGCGGAACACCAAUCAACGAUUGUAACGGCAGCCCGCACAGAAACAUUGGCCUGAUCCGUUCGUUCCACAGGCCUAGCGACGAUGCCUGUACAUACCAGUUUCUCAUCCCAUCAAACAUGAUGUUCAGCCACGCUCUCAACACGACGGCAAAGAUCAUGUCUCGCAUCGAGGGCCCCGACAACGCUAACCUCACCAACUGGAUGCGCACCCUGUCCACGGGAAUCCGAACCGCAAUCCAUCGCCACGCCCGCGUCGCAGACCGCACCUACGGCACCAUCUUCGCCUACGAGAUCGACGGCUACGGUUCCGCGAACAUCAUGGACGACCCAAACAUCCCUUCGCUUCUCUCCGCGCCUUUUAUAGGCUACCUGGACUCCGAUGAUCCCGUCUACCAGAACACGCGCAGGAAGAUCUUGUCGAAGGAUAACCCGUACUUUUCCUGGGGCCCUGUGAUUACUGGCGUUGGUUCGCCGCAUACGCUGCCGGGACGUGCUUGGCCGAUGGCGAGUAUCAUGCGGAUUUUGACGAGCGAUGAUGACGAGGAGAUUACGGAGACGUUGAGGCAGUUGGUAGGGAGUACGGAUGGGUUGGGGUUGAUGCAUGAGAGUGUGAGCAGUCAUAGCGAGAGUCAGUGGAGUAGGCAGUGGUGAGUCGUGUCCCUUUUGCGUUAUCUGUCAAGAUUGCUUGCUUGACGGGCUUCGUAAGUGGGCGGUUGAAACAGCAUGCUGACAUACUGAUAGGUUCUCUUGGGCAAACGGC
Molecule: messenger RNA, 1659 nt
Organism: Westerdykella ornata
Lineage: Eukaryota; Fungi; Ascomycota; Dothideomycetes; Pleosporales; Sporormiaceae
Exons: 1
Coding region: 39-1550 (503 amino acids)
Biological process (GO): carbohydrate metabolic process
Source: RefSeq, a predicted model, not a curated record